GAACUUCCUGAAUCCCCAGAACUACAGAAUAGACGAGCUUCGGAUGGCUGCUGUUAUGGCUUAUUACACUGAGAAUCAACUUCCUUUAGUGUUGCAUUCGCGAUUUCUAAAAGCUCUCCAGAAUGCCGGACAUCAAGUAUUCACAGCCACUGCCCACAGCUUCCGUCCUCCAAAGUUUUACCCCUACCAUGCGCUACUACGACACUAUGAUAAACAGUUUUCAACGCCAUCUCGCAAUUGAACAAGAUAUAGUGGCAAUGUUGCCAACAGAGCAUGCAAGGAAGGUUGCAUAUGAACAAAAGAUGGCCGUACUGGAUACAGCCAAAGCAAAGCUACGAGAGCUGGUCGACUUCAGUACUGAGAUUAUGGAGAAGCAGAUUGAGAAACCCAACACAGCGUUGGGCUUAUCGGCCGAGAGGGCAAAUGAGCAGAUACAAAACGGACUAAAAGAAGUGGAAGACGCGAUGGCUGAGUUGCGAUAUCUGAUGUGGGAGAUGUGAAUUGUAAAGAGGAGGGUAAGUACAUUUUCCAAGACCUUAUGGAACCGACAUCGGACGAAGGUUGGCAUAUCGGUACGUGGGAAUGUCGAAGUCUUUUCUUCUGUGCGCGAGGUAUGUGGCGGAAGAAGAAACGAGUCAAGAAUGACAUGCAUCUUAAGAGGUUAAUCACAAGCUAUAUUGACCAUUAUUGAACCGCUCGCUCAAGGAAGUGUGCGACUCCAGACACUCACCAUACGCUAACAAGCCGUCGGGCAUAAUGUAAACAUUCUAGCUUACAUUCCUGCAAUAUCUGCUUGGCGACAACUGAUUGGCUUACUUUUGGUAGUACAAACGCUUGUUGUACUGUAUGGAUGCUCCAGAAGGUAUUCCCGUAGUU
Messenger RNA from Alternaria alternata, 876 nucleotides. RefSeq lists its product as hypothetical. Lineage: Eukaryota; Fungi; Ascomycota; Dothideomycetes; Pleosporales; Pleosporaceae. The record is from RefSeq and is a predicted model, not a curated record. The transcript is spliced from 2 exons. Bases 123 to 500 code for a protein of 125 amino acids.